AUGCCAUCGCCUGAUGGGAGACUUCGAGUGUGUUUGGCCAUCUUGAUGGCUUGGAUUGCUGACUUGGAGGAGCAGCUGCUUAUUGCUGGGGUACAGAAUUUCGGGGAGAUGAUCAUUUUGGCGCUCAGAAACGUCUGUGCAAAAUUCCCUUCUGCUUCCGUCUAUGAGUUCAGACAAGAAGUCAAGAAGCUCAGGCUAGGACUAUCUGGUACAAUUGAGGACCCAUGCUGGGAAGGUCUUGGGGUAGACCCAUAUGUUUUCAUCAAACAGGAUAUCCUACAUGGGAUACACAAGUUUGUCUGGGACCAUCCCGGUGAAUGGCUCAAAAAGUUGCUUGGUGCUGACGAACUUGACUGA
Molecule: messenger RNA, 357 nt
Organism: Cantharellus anzutake
Lineage: Eukaryota; Fungi; Basidiomycota; Agaricomycetes; Cantharellales; Hydnaceae
Exons: 2
Coding region: 1-357 (118 amino acids)
Source: RefSeq, a predicted model, not a curated record